Messenger RNA from Nematolebias whitei (Rio pearlfish), 3954 nucleotides. RefSeq names its product phosphodiesterase 3A, cGMP-inhibited (gene pde3a). Gene Ontology annotation, molecular function: 3',5'-cyclic-AMP phosphodiesterase activity. The transcript is spliced from 15 exons. The record is from RefSeq and is a predicted model, not a curated record. Gene Ontology annotation, cellular component: cytosol. Bases 1 to 3405 code for a protein of 1134 amino acids. Gene Ontology annotation, biological process: oocyte maturation; positive regulation of oocyte development. Lineage: Eukaryota; Metazoa; Chordata; Actinopteri; Cyprinodontiformes; Rivulidae.
AUGAGCACCGUGGCCUUGGAGGCACACGGCAGCAGGGCUUCAUCAAGGGGCGCUCAGGACAAAGCUCUCCGGGCAGCGUCGGAGCGCAGCGGCUACGUGCGGACAUGCGUCCUCCCGCUGCACCGGGACGAACCGAGCCAGUCGUGGCUCAGACUCGCCGUGACAUGGACGUACCCGAGAGUGUCCUCUGCUGUCUGCGCUGCCUCGGUUCUGCUGCUCCUCACACUGGUGGCUGAGUGGGAUGCGGGCGGAAAUACUUGGUGCGGCUCUGGUUUUCAGUGCGCCGUGGAGCUGCUCUCCGCUGCGUGUCACUGCGUCUCCACGGGUUUUACUCUCCUAUGUGCCUUCUUCUGGCUCUGGCUCGCUCUGAUCCGCUGCGGGCUGCUGAUCCGGAGCGCGCUUUUCCUCCUAGCGGCGUGCCACCUCGGCGAGGCGGCGGCGCAGUCGCUCCUGCGCGGCGCUGAGGAGGAGCUGUCGUCCCCCGCCGCCACCCUGCUCGUCCUCGGCUGCGUGGGCAGCGGGGCUCUGCUGGUCGUCCGGCCGGGACAGGGAGUGUCCGUGCUCGUCUCAGUCAGCGUGAUCCGGGCCGCGUCCCUGCUGUCUCUGAGCAGAGUCCGGCCCGGCUCUAGACCCUACCUGGCCUACCUGCUGGGGCUGCUGGGGGUUCUGCUUGCGAGUUAUGCUGACCGGCUUCUGCCGGCCUCAGGGACCAGCGGGACGGGGUGCUGCGGCUCUGUGACCGGGGCGAAGGAGGAGGACAUCCCUGUCUUCAAAAGGAGACGGAGGUCCAGCUCCGCAGCGGCCUCGGAGAUGCUGGCUCACAGUCAGAGCAACAGCAAGUCCCACCGCAGGACUUCGCUGCCCUGCAUUCCGCGGGACCAGCUGUCGGGCACCAGUGUGGUGGUGGACAUCGCGGCGAUGGGAGAGGCCCACGGUUUGAUCUCGGACCUGCUGGCAGACCCCUCCCUGCCCCCCAACACCUGCAGCUCUCUGAAUGCUGUCAGCAAUCUCCUCAGCACCCAGAUCAACCUGCAGCCGCUGCAUCGCCCCCGCAUCCCCACGGACACGCACACCUUCUCUGACUCAGAGGACGGGCCAGAAAAAACGGCGCGAUUGGCCAUUCCAAAGCGUCUGAGAAGGAGUCUGCCCCCGGGACUGCUGAGGAAAAUUUCAUCAACCUGGACCACCACAACUUCAGCGACAGGGCUGCCCACCAUCGAGCCGGAGCCGCUGCACAGAGACCGCUCAGCCAGCAUCAGACACACUUCAGACAGUAGUGAUUCGUGGAACAACCCAUUGAUGAUCACCAUCUCAAAGAGCCGCUCUAUGUCUGCCUCAGGCACUUCCAAUCACCUCUACAGCAAACCACUGGGAAGACCAGGUUUCCCUCCAUCCAACAUAUCACCUCUGGGCUCUCCAUGCUCAUCCCCUCCUAUUCAGGGAACUCCUGUUUCCAGCCCUACAACAAAGACGUGUUCAGUGCAGCUUCCUGAGCCUGCAGUGCUGCAGACAGAGCAAAUACCUGGCUCUGUGGCCCCCAAGAGCCAUCACAGAGCCUUAACUCAUAGCCAGAGCGCUCCGAGCUCCACUACCAUUCACUGGCGGCCUCCACCUCUCUGCAGCAGUUGUGGCAGGCCGUUUAACAAUCGGCUCAACAAUGGCGUAGAGACUGGUAUCAAAGGAGACAGAAUACCCCACCCAGAUGAGCGUGCAGUAGCAUCUUCAGACUAUGACAGCACCUACGACAGCACCUAUGAGACCAAUCACAGUGACAGCAGCGACUUUGCACAAAAUGAGGAGGAGGGAGAAGGAGGCAAGAAGCCGCCUGAAGCAAGAGAAGGUUGCAGGGAGUAUCCAGCAGAGGUCAUCGUUCUUCACCCACUGCAGUCAUCGCCAGAGGAUAAGCCCAUCUCUGACCCAGAAGGUCCAGUAAUGCCAGGGCUGGAGCCCCUGAUGAGUCAGCUCAACAACUGGAACUUUCCCAUUUUUAGUCUUGUUGAGAAGACUCAUGGCAAGACGGGCUGCAUCCUCAGCCAGGUUUCUUUUAGGCUCUUUGAGGACACUGGUCUCUUUGAGACCUUCAGGAUUCCUGUUAAGGAGUUCAUGAACUACUUCCAUGCUUUGGAGAACGGAUACAGGGACAUACCAUAUCACAAUCGAAUCCAUGCGACUGAUGUUCUGCAAGCUGUCUGGUACCUCACCACUCAGCCUGUGCCGGGCCUGCCCACCCUGCCCACAGAGAACGGAAUACACACCGACUCUGUAAGCAGCAUUAUGUCAGGAGCAUCAGGAUUUCUGCUGUCCAAAAUGAACUCAUUGCUCGAGGAGGGCUACGGUUCCCUGGCUGGUCUGGUCCCAGCCCUGGAGCUCAUGGCCCUGUAUGUCGCUGCCGCCAUGCAUGACUACGACCACCCUGGAAGAACAAACGCCUUUCUGGUGGCUACAAGUGCACCGCAGGCUCUUCUGUACAACGACAGAUCAGUCCUGGAAAACCAUCACGCAGCUGCAGCUUGGAACCUCUUCAUGUCUCGACCCGAGUACAACUUCCUGGUCAACCUUGAACACGUGGAGUUCAAGCGAUUCCGCUUCCUUGUCAUCGAGGCUAUUCUGGCCACUGACCUCAAAAAGCACUUUGACUUCCUCGCAGAAUUUAAUGCAAAGGUGGGUGAUGAAGUAGUGUCUGGUAUUGACUGGACCAACGAGAAUGACCGAUUGUUGGUGUGCCAGAUGUGCAUCAAGCUAGCGGAUGUCAAUGGACCUCUGAAGUGUAAGGAGCUACAUCUGCAAUGGACAGAGGGGAUUGUCAAUGAAUUCUAUGAACAAGGUGAUGAAGAAUCAGCCCUGGGUCUUCCCAUCAGCCCAUUCAUGGAUCGGUCCACCCCGCAGCUCGCCAAGCUGCAGGAAUCUUUCAUCACUCACAUUGUGGGCCCUUUGUGCUCCUCCUACGACUCUGCUGCUCUCAUGCCGGGGCACUGGGUCAACCCGUCCGACCAGAUGGACCCAGACUUGGGUAAAGAGGGACAAGAUACAGAAGAGGACGACACGGUGGAUGAUGAAGCCUCGACAGGUUCUGACACCUCCCAGCAGCAAGAAGCCAAAAAGGUGCACAGACAGAAAGUGUUUUGCCAGAUCACGCAGCACCUUUUGGAAAACCAUGAAAUGUGGAAACGUGUGCUUGCUGCGGAGGCCUCAGAGGAGGCCCGGGAAGAAACGCCCAACUGCUUAGGCAACCCCUCCGAUCCGAUCACAGCGAUCCGUGAGGAGGAAGAGGAGCAAGUCAGCAAAGAGGAGGAGGAGGAGUCGGGAGACGACCUCGACGAAAGGGAAGAAGUAUCGGCUUUAGAGGAAGAGGAAAUUCUUCCACAAUCAGAAACUUCGGGAGAGGAAAAAGAAGAUCCUGAAUGAGAUCACAAACCAACUUCUACGUAAACCAGGAGUCUAACCAUUGUUUAAAAAUGUUUUGCUUUUACUUUCCUACUUUCCAAACCAAACUCUUUUUAUGGUAGCCAGCACAUCACUUUGACACAGCACUGUAGAAGAUGUUUUGGGUGAAACGUGCCUAAAUUAAACAGGGUUGGAGGACUAGGAUGUACAUUUGAGAAGAAGAGAGUUGAGCAAAAGAAGAAGACACAGAUAAAUUCCUGUUAUGGACUUUAGAUUGUUGGUCUUUAAUUUUAAGGCUAUUUUACUCUGUAUCUGGUGCCCUGUCCUAAUGCAGACCAACCACAGAUUUGUACCCAUUCAAACACACCCACCCCCCAUAAACAAGAUCAGUUAUACAGCAGAACUCAUUCCACACUUGGAACAAGGAAGAAGUUUGGCAACGACACCAGUUGCUCAAAAAGCUUUAUACUCACUCAAGGAAGACUAUAUAUGAAAAAAAAAGUUGUGUCCACAACAAACAAUGUUUGCAGUCAUCUUCUCUGUUUUUCUGUUGCUCAGACUCCACAGCAC